GUUCGGAAUGUCGCAUAGGAAAUUUAGUGCACCGCGGCAUGGGUCUAUGGGUUUCUACCCAAAAAAGAGAUCCCGCAGACAUCGUGGUAAAGUUAAGGCUUUUCCAAGGGAUGAUCGGUCCAAACCAGUGCAUCUAACUGCAUUUUUGGGAUACAAAGCAGGGAUGACACAUGUUUUGAGGGAGGCUGAUAGACCUGGUUCUAAGGUUAAUAAAAAGGAAAUCGUCGAAGCCGUUACAAUCAUAGAAACGCCGCCAAUGAUAAUCGUUGGAGCAGUUGGUUACAUUCAAACACCUCAUGGUUUGAGAGCUCUUGUUACGGUCUGGGCUGAACAUUUAUCUGAAGAUUGCAGACGUCGUUUUUACAAAAACUGGUACAGAUCGGAACAAAAAGCAUUUACGAAAGCAUCGAAAAAAUGGCAGGAUGAAUUAGGAGUGAAAUCCAUCGACAAAUCUUUUAAGAAAAUCAUUAAAUAUUGCAGAUGUGUUAGAGUUAUUGCUCACACUCAGAUGAAGUUAUUGAAACAAAGGCAAAAAAAAGCUCACAUAAUGGAAAUUCAACUUAACGGUGGUAACAUGGCUCAAAAAGUUAAAUGGAUUAAAGAACAUUUGGAAAAGCCUGUACCAGUUUCCCAAGUUUUUGCCCCCGAUGAAAUGAUUGAUUGCAUUGGGGUUACUAAAGGAAAAGGUUACAAAGGUGUCACAUCAAGAUGGCAUACCAAAAAGCUACCGCGUAAGACUCACAAAGGUCUAAGAAAGGUAGCUUGCAUCGGUGCCUGGCAUCCGUCAAGAGUACAAUUCACAGUUGCUCGAGCAGGUCAGAAGGGUUACCACCAUCGUACUGAAAUGAAUAAGAAAAUCUACAGAAUUGGUCAAGGCAUUCAUUACAAGGAUGGAAAGCUUGUCGGAAACAAUGCCUCUACAGAUUAUGAUUUAACUGAGAAAUCCAUCACUCCAAUGGGAGGUUUUCCUCACUAUGGUGAAGUUAAUCACGAUUUUAUUAUGAUUAAGGGUUGUUGCGUUGGACCCAAGAAAAGAGUUAUAACAUUGAGAAAGUCAUUGCUUGUUCAUACCAAACGUUCUGCUCUUGAAAAGAUUAACUUGAAAUUCAUUGAUACAUCAUCCAAAUUCGGACACGGUCGCUUCCAGACUCCACAAGACAAAUUUGCUUUUAUGGGUGCUCUUAAAAAGGAUCGUAUUAAGGAGCAACAACAAGCCACUAAAGCCGCUUAAUUUUGUUAUAAAAAUGUCGUUUCCGUUAAUAAACAGAUAAACCG
Molecule: messenger RNA, 1275 nt
Organism: Pediculus humanus corporis (human body louse)
Lineage: Eukaryota; Metazoa; Arthropoda; Insecta; Psocodea; Pediculidae
Product: 60S ribosomal protein L3, putative
Exons: 8
Coding region: 8-1231 (407 amino acids)
Biological process (GO): translation; ribosomal large subunit assembly
Cellular component (GO): cytosolic large ribosomal subunit; ribosome
Molecular function (GO): structural constituent of ribosome; RNA binding
Source: RefSeq, a predicted model, not a curated record